Messenger RNA from Psammomys obesus (fat sand rat), 853 nucleotides. Its product is annotated as iron-sulfur cluster assembly 2 homolog, mitochondrial-like. Gene Ontology annotation, molecular function: 2 iron, 2 sulfur cluster binding; 4 iron, 4 sulfur cluster binding; iron ion binding. Gene Ontology annotation, cellular component: mitochondrion. Gene Ontology annotation, biological process: iron-sulfur cluster assembly. Bases 15 to 479 code for a protein of 154 amino acids. NCBI's taxonomy places the organism in Eukaryota, Metazoa, Chordata, Mammalia, Rodentia, Muridae. The record is from RefSeq and is a predicted model, not a curated record. The transcript has a single exon.
GCUUACGGAGCAAGAUGGCGGCCGCCAAAACCCUGUCCCUAACUGCCGCGGCGUUCCGGGCGGUCAUUCCCUGGCGCCGGGGCAGGCUCGCCGCGGCCUCUCCCGGGCUUUUGACUCGCUGGGAAGCGACGUCCUCCAUUCCAGAUGCUGGCGAGGGACAGAUCCAACUCACAGACAGCUGCGUCCAGAGGCUUCUGGAAAUCACCGAAGGGUCAGAAUUCCUCAGGCUGCAAGUGGACGGAGGCGGAUGCUCCGGAUUCCAAUACAAAUUUUCAAUGGAUACAGCUAUUAACCCCGACGACAGGGUAUUUGAACAGGGCGGGGCAAGAGUGGUGGUUGAUUCUGAUAGCUUGGCCUUCGUGAACGGGGCCCAGGUGGACUUCAGCCAAGAACUUAUCCAAAGCUCAUUUCAAGUGUUGAAUAACCCUCAAGCCCAGCAAGGCUGUUCCUGUGGGUCAUCCUUUUCUAUCAAAGUCUGACACAAUGACAGACGACCCUGGGAUCAGCACCAGUUGUACCAUUGCAAAAAACCUGGGAAUAGUAGAAUCCUAGAGGUUUCUUUCUUAUCGUGUCCUGUUCUUGUCUUAUUUAAUUUAAUCCAGGAGUGCUUUAUUUUACCACUAUUAAUUACGGAAUGCGAAGCUUUGACUCUUGGCCUUAAUACUCUCCCCUCCCCCUGUGCAAUGUUAAGGCCAAGUCCAAAUGCUGUUACCUCAACUUUAAUCACUGGUUGGAGCCCAGUAUAAUUUGUAGUACCUCCAAGACUUCUAAAUUUGGAGUUAACUUCUCUAGCCUUCUGAAUUGUUUGUACAUAUGUGUAUAGCUAUGUAUAAAGCAUCAUUAUAAACUAAAA